Messenger RNA from Kalmanozyma brasiliensis GHG001, 1224 nucleotides. Its product is annotated as DnaJ. The record is from RefSeq and is a predicted model, not a curated record. Gene Ontology annotation, biological process: translational initiation. Gene Ontology annotation, molecular function: protein-folding chaperone binding. The transcript has a single exon. NCBI's taxonomy places the organism in Eukaryota, Fungi, Basidiomycota, Ustilaginomycetes, Ustilaginales. Gene Ontology annotation, cellular component: cytosol. The coding region runs from base 1 to 1224 and encodes 407 amino acids.
AUGGGCGCAGACUACUACAAAGUGCUCGGCGUGUCCAAAGAUGCCGACGACGAAACACUCAAAAAGGCGUACAAGAAGGCGGCGCUCAAAUGGCACCCAGACCGCAACAAGGACAACAUCGAGACGGCCAACAAAAAGUUCAAGGAGGUUGGCGAGGCGUUUGAGGUGCUGAGCGACAAGAACAAGCGGGCGAUCUACGAUCAAUUUGGAGAGGAAGGGCUGAAGGGUGCCGGCGGCCCACCACCAGGCGCAGAUGGGGCGGGCGGUGGAUUCGGCGGCUUCCCUGGUGGAGCAGGAGGUGGGUUUGGUAGCUUCCCAGGAGGCGGAGGCAGGACGUUCACGUUUACCAGUGGCGCGCCUGGCGGUAUGGGUGGUAAAGGCGGCAUGGGAGGCUUCUCUCCAAGCGAUCCCAACGACAUCUUUGCCAGCAUCUUCGGUGGAGCCAACCCCUUCGGCGGAGGAGGUAUGGGUGGCGGCAUGGGCGGCAUGCCAGGUAUGGGAGGAAUGGGAGGUAUGGGUGGUAUGGAAGACAUGUUCGGCGGAGGCGGAUCGCGAAGGAAAGCUGGUGGCGGCGGAAUGCCUGGUGGGUUCAACUUUGGCGGUGGCAUGCCAGGCGCAGGCGCAGGCCCAACCGCUUCGGCACCCGAAGAAAAGCCCAGCGACGUCGAAAAGCAACUUCCCCUCUCGCUGCAGGACCUCUACACCGGCACCACCAAACGUCUCAAGGUUGGGCGCAAGCUCGCCUCCGGCGGCUCGGAGGAAAAGAUCCUCACGGUCGAAGUCAAGCCAGGCUGGAAGAAGGGGACCAAGAUCCGGUUCGGUGGAGCUGGGCACGAAGUCUCCCCUGGUCUUUUCCAGGAUGUGGUCUUCAUCGUCGACGAGAAGCCCCAUCCGCACUUCCGACGCGAUGGCGACGACCUGCGCGUCACAAUACCCUUGAAUCUGGUGGACGCACUCGACCCGCCCAAGCCUGGCACCCCUGGAUCGAGGAGGCAGGUGGAAACGUUGGAUGGACGCAAGAUCGAUAUCCCUAUCCCACAACCUGUAGCGGGGAAGAACACCAUCACGCCCGGAAAGACGACGAGGCUGGCCAACGAGGGCAUGCCCAUCAGCAAGACGGGCGGCAAGCGCAAGGGCGAUCUGGUGGUCGAGUGGAGUGUGCAGUUGCCGGACAAUCUGACGCCGGCGCAGAAGGAGGGGUUGAGGAAGGUCCUCGCUCCUUGA